Molecule: messenger RNA, 1484 nt
Organism: Fopius arisanus
Lineage: Eukaryota; Metazoa; Arthropoda; Insecta; Hymenoptera; Braconidae
Product: chitotriosidase-1
Exons: 5
Coding region: 130-1263 (377 amino acids)
Biological process (GO): chitin catabolic process; carbohydrate metabolic process
Cellular component (GO): extracellular region
Molecular function (GO): chitinase activity; chitin binding
Source: RefSeq, a predicted model, not a curated record
CAUUCCGUUCCGCGUGGAUCUUAUCGAUUGCGGUUGCCAUCAACGCGGAAAAAGCCGUUAAACUUUGAGUUGUGAAUAUAAACGUGAAUUCCUUGAGCUUUUCAUACAUUAUCUUCAAGCCCCGUGAAGAUGAGAUCUUCCAUUUUACCGAUCGCUCUCUGCUUUUUGGCGCUGGCUUUGACGGCGACGAGUGCAAAGAAUAUCGUCUGCUAUUUCGCUAGCUGGUCGCACUAUCGGCAGGGUAACGGGCGAUUCACCACUGCCGAUAUUGAUCCCAAUAUCUGCACCCACUACAUCUGGAGUUUCGUGACAAUCGAAGGAAACAGAAUUGUCGUUUCUGACGGUGACGGUAGCAAUGGAAUCCGCGAGCUUACAGCUUUGCGCUCCCAGAAUUCUGGAGCUAAAGUUCUCGUAGCUGUUGGUGGAGGCUCUGAUAGCGUUGGUCCCAAAUACUCGAACAUGGUUUCCUCAUGGCAGUCACGUAACGACUUCAUCAACAGCGCUGUGGAUGUUCUGAAGGAGUACAACCUCGAUGGCCUGGAUAUGGACUGGGAAUAUCCGGCUUUCAAUGGUGGCGUGCCCUCUGAUCGCGAAAACUUUGUUCUGCUCCUGAAGGAACUGAGGGAACGAUUCAAUCAAGAAGGCGGUUAUCUACUCACUGCCGCUGUCAACGCGGGACAAUGGGCCGCAGAAACCGCUUACGACAUCCCAGGGAUCAGUCAACAGCUUGACUUCAUCAACCUCAUGACUUACGAUUUCCACGGCUCUUGGGAAUCUCAAACUGGACAUCAUGCUGGUCUUCACGCUAAUGGAGACAUCUCAGUCGAAUCGUGUGUCAAGUAUUGGCUGGACAAAGGCUGCCCCAAGGACAAGCUAGUCGUUGGAGUACCGACGUACGGUAAGUCGUGGACUCUUGCGGAUCCAAAUAAUCAUGGAGUCGGUGCUCCUGCGGUAGGUGUUGGUCAACCUGGACCGUAUACACAAGCACCUGGGACACUUGCCUACAACGAACUCUGCGAGCAAAUCAAUGCGGGGCAAUGGACUGUCGUAUUCGAUGAACAGGCGUAUGUUCCGUAUGCUUACAACGGGAAUCAAUGGGUUGGCUACGAGAAUGUCCAAUCGGCAAAAGGCAAAGCCGGAUUCCUCCGAGACUGGGGUCUAGCCGGGGCAAUGGUUUGGACUAUCGACUUCGAUGACUUCAGGGGCUCGUGUGGAGAGAGAUAUCCCAUUCUCAAUGCCCUGAAUGCGGUACUUCGGACCUGAUGACUCCGAGAUGAUCAGAAAAUGCAAAUGAGAAAAACGUCAUUUUUUUAUUUUCCGGGUUUUUUUUCAGAUUACUGAUACGAACCACAUAUCACCGCUGAAGCGGUCAAACGGUCGCUGCGAUAUGCGGUUUUUUAUCUUGUCUCUAUCAAUUAAUACCCGGAAAAUUAUUGAGCUGACACUGUAUUAUAGAAUGACCGAAUAAAAGAGGAUAUUUAAAA